AUGGGCAACGUCAGCAGCAGGCUGGACGAUGGCGCCCUGCUAUACUUAAAGGAUCAAGCGCGCUUCUCCAUCAGUUCCAUCGUCGUCAGCAAUGGCCGACGGAGAGGUUUUUUGAGUCUCGCGCCCAACGCAUAUCCAGCACUGCGUCUAGUUGGAAAACCAGAUGCCACAGACUACAGACCCAUUUCCUAUAUUCAGGACCCUGAUUCUGCCUCCCUUUCUUUUCUUCCUAGGCUGGAUCUUGAAGAUGAACUCGAAAUCCACUUCACAUUUAUAACGCGACAGAACUCCGGGCCUCUGCCUGCGACGCCCUCGACAUCCACCGCUGCCGUCGACGCAACAAUUACCGGGUUGACUUUUGCCUACGCUCAGAAUGCCAAAGAGCUGGACACCCUUGUAACACGCGAAUUUCACGCCGACCCAAAUCUGCACAAGAAUUCCAACGUCCAGUUUAUCGGCGAGUUCGGGACGCAUGGGAGUCCUGCAGUAACUUACGAAUGGACAUGGCAUUGGAAACCUCCAAAGGCUCAAGAGGACAAAGGUGGAGGUUGGCGCAAUUGCUGCAGUUUCCUCGAGUAUGAUUCCAGAGCACACAGACUCAAUACCCUCGCGUCUUUUUCGUUCUGGGUCCAGAACACGUCCUUCCCAACCGGGAUGCCACUAGCUUCUCCAGGUCUGGAAAUCCCGAUACCCCUCCACAGGCACAGGAUGCCCUCGUCGCAAUCAUAUCAGUCCACAGUCAGCGACUCAGAGGGCCCUGUAGAGCCGCAAGUGCCGGCUUCGCCGCAGAUGCGGGCCAAAGACUACAGUUUUAGUGCGCCAACCUCGGCGCCUUCACUUCCCGUCAUCGACGUCCAGUGUGCAAGGCCCGGGGAGGACGUCAGCACAGUUGAGGACGGUCCGGUUUUUAGAGCCACUAUGAAGGCGCUAGAGCAGAAGACGGGGACGAUGAAGGUCCAAAUCAAAAAGGUGCUGAAGAAAGCCGAAGCAGCGCAGCAGGCUCAAGUGGAGUGCAACCAGGCCAUGUCCGAAUUCUUGAGAGCGCUCCAGGAGGCCUCCAUGUCCAAUGCAACGGCUUUCAAACCUGCGCUCGACCAUUAUUUCCUGAAUAUCGCUCAGCAGAUCCUGAAAUAUGAGAAGGGAAACAGCACGUUAUUGCAGAAACAAAUCAUCGAUCCCAUUUCGAAGCUGUACAAUUUGGACAUCAAACAAGUGGAGGCGAAGAAGAAAGACUUCGACGACGAGAGUCGAGACUAUUACGCCUAUGUGGGCCGGUAUCUUGGUCAGAGGCAAGACUCUUUAAAGGACAAAAAACGUGCAGAGAGUGAUUCCAAAUAUCAAACAAAGAGGAAGAACUUCGAGCUCAAGCGAUUCGACUAUUCGACUUUCAUGCAAGACCUUCAUGGCGGGCGCAAGGAGCAGGAACUCCUCUCACAGCUCACGAAAUAUGCUGACGGCCAGGCGAAAGCUUUCCUUGCGACUGCGAAAAAGGUGGAAAGCCUGACCCCGCAGUUGGACGCUCUCGUAAAGGAGGUCUCGGAAGCUGACAAGGAAUACAACCUACAAAGGACAGAAAGAGAGGAAAAGAGAAGGAACCUGGAGAAGAAUGGCCCAACUUCUGUCGAUUCCGACCCGCAUCACCAUCCUCCACCCAUGACGACCCAAGUGGGAACGCAAAAUGGUCACACCGGAUAUACCUCAGACACUGAUCUUAGCAGGGCCGAUAGCACAAGCUCUCAGUUUGGCCAUGCAUCGAACAAAACACUGUCGCCAACCACCAACUCAACGGUGCCAGUGGCCGGUGUCCUGUCGACAUCGCCAAGCGCAGCCUCGAUAGCGCCGGCGCCGAGCAAAUUCAAAGGCAUUCGUGAUCUUGAUGAAAGCUCGGUAUCCACAACCGACAAAUCUUCCGUUGGCCAAUACCGGAAAGAAGGACUUUUGUGGGCAUUGAGCAAGCCUAAUUCACAUAUCGACCCCAAAGGAGCCUGGCACAAGUUCUGGAUCGUUCUUGAUCAAGGGAAGCUCUCAGAAUACAGCAACUGGAAGGACAAGUUGGACCUGCAUCGCGAGCCAAUUGAUCUUCGUAUGGCUUCAGUCCGCAUUGCUCGGGAUGCCGAGCGCCGAUUUUGCUUCGAGGUCAUCACACCCCAGUACAAGCGAGUUUACCAAGCUACGACUGAAGACGAGAUGAAUAACUGGAUCAAUGCAAUCAACAAUGCGCUCCAGAGCGCUGUGGAGGCCGGCGGGCAAGUGCUUCAGCAAGGUCGAAAAGAGCACGCCGGACGUGAAUUUGGACAUAUGCUCACCGGCAAGAGCUCUUCACAGUCUGGCCCGCAUGGUUAUUCCCAGCGAAGUGACGCGGGGGGAGUGUCACGGCGCAUUACCGUCGGUGCUAGGCCCACCUACACCAGGACCAGCAGCAAUAGCUACGAAGAAAACCCAUCAAAGCUGCUCGAUCUGAUCAGAAACAACGAUCAAGGCAACCAGUACUGUGCCGAUUGUGGCUCGUCUUCCAAGGUCGAAUGGGUAUCUCUGAAUCUUGGGAUCAUAUUGUGCAUUGAAUGUGGCGGAAUCCAUCGGUCUCUGGGUACUCAUGUCUCCAAGAUUCGAUCUCUCACCUUGGAUGUGCACUCCUUCACCAACGACAUUGUCGAACUUCUCAUGCUUAUUGGCAACCGAAUCAGCAACAUGGUCUGGGAGGCACGGCUCGAUCGCUUUCUCAAGCCCGAUCCGAGUGCCUCUCGAGACCAACGAUUGAAGUUUAUUACGGCCAAAUAUGUCGAGCGGGCUUACGUUGAGCCUGUGUCUCAUUACGGAUCUGCUGACGACACAUUACUGACGUCCAUCAAGAAACAUGAUAUUCAGGGAGUCCUUCAGGCCAUUGCUCAACGAGCAAAUGUCAAUGCCCAUGACCGUUCUAGGAAUACCCAUGCGGUAUUUCUGGCUCUCACUGCCGCCGAUCCAGCACGUCCAGUCUCGUCUCACUCGAACGCACCAUCGGGAGCCGUCAAAGCGUUUCCAAUGGCCGAGCUGUUGGUGCAGAAUGGCGCAGAGAUCCCUACCGAGCCCCCGGCUAUACCCCUAUCGUCCGCUGCGCAGCUGUACGUUGACCAGAGAACAGCGCGAGCAGCUCAUAGCCACGGCAGCCACGCGGACACCUUAGGACCCUUGCCCAUGGUGCACAGGAUUUCACCAAUGUCAUCUUCCUCGGACGGAUCCAACAAGUUGCAAAAACGCGGUAGUGCCGGCGCAAGAUUCGCAGGAAAAGUGGCCAGUUUGGGGGAACGAUAG
Molecule: messenger RNA, 3291 nt
Organism: Cladophialophora psammophila CBS 110553
Lineage: Eukaryota; Fungi; Ascomycota; Eurotiomycetes; Chaetothyriales; Herpotrichiellaceae
Exons: 4
Coding region: 1-3291 (1096 amino acids)
Biological process (GO): intra-Golgi vesicle-mediated transport; regulation of DNA-templated transcription
Cellular component (GO): cytoplasm; trans-Golgi network; endosome
Molecular function (GO): sequence-specific DNA binding; GTPase activator activity; protein binding
Source: RefSeq, a predicted model, not a curated record